AUGUCGUCCCUUGGUAAACAAAAGUCCUCGAACUUGGAGAAAUCUCUAGGAAAGGGAAAACCUGAGGUUAACGUUGCUACUUUUGCACUGCUCUUUUCUGAAAUUGUUCAGUAUAGCCAGAACAGGGUUCACACUGUCCCAGAACUGCAAACUAAAUUGUCAGAGUUGGGACAACAUGUUGGAUCACACAUGCUGGAUGUGCUGUUCCUACGAGAGAAAGGCUACAAACGGGAAAUCAAACUCCUUAGCAUGUUGAUUUUUAUUAAGUCCACCUUCUGGAAGAUUGUGUUUGGGAAAGAGGCAGAUAAAUUAGAGCAAGCAAAUGAUGAUGAUAAAACAUAUUACAUUAUAGAAAAGGAGCCUCUGGUGAACAAGUUUAUCUCCGUACCAAAGGACAAAGGAAGUUUGAACUGUGCUGCAUUUACAGCCGGCAUUCUUGAGGCGGUGUUGAAUGGUGCAAACUUUCCAGCAAAAGUCACAGUUCACUGGCACAAAGGGACAACUUUCAUGAUUAAGUUCGACGAGUCUGUGAUUGCAAGAGACAAAUUAAUUGAGGGACGAUGA
Molecule: messenger RNA, 564 nt
Organism: Candidula unifasciata
Lineage: Eukaryota; Metazoa; Mollusca; Gastropoda; Stylommatophora; Geomitridae
Source: the annotation of a GenBank genome assembly